AUGUCCUCCUGGCUGGCCCACAAGCUUUGGGCCUCUUGGGAAGGGCCCUCUUCCUUAUCAGGGCCAAGUCUCCUCUUCCACUUUCUUGGCAGUGUCUUUGGCACCAAGGACUGGCAGCAACCCCAGAGAGCUGCGGACUCCCACUUGAGACAGAUAAAGAAAGCACUUUCUGUCAACAAAACCCAGCCCAGCUUCCCCAGGGCAGGAGAGGGGAGGAGGAGGCCUCAGGAGAAGGCAGAGGGAAACCUGCUGCUUGGCUGGCCUGGUUUUGCACUGUCUGGUUUUGCACUGGGAUACAGAUGGCUAUGGACCAGUGGUCCUUCUCAAACUGCAGGAUCUGCUGAUCUUAUAUUGGUUUUGACUCUGCGAAGGUCUUUGGUGGUGUUUCUGCUCUGCAACGCCUUUGCCUUUCAUGUCCUUCUCACAGCUGUUGUUUCCAUCUCCUCUAUCCUCGCAGGCCAUGACAUUAAUGGAGCUCUGGAGCCAUCUAACAUCGACACCAGCAUCCUGGAGGAGUACAUCAGCAAGGAGGACUCACCAGAUAUCUGUUUCCCUGACAUCUCUGCUUCAUCUGGCUGUACACACCCCCAGCCCUCCAGCUCAGCCACCAUCAGCACGCCUCUUCCCAGUUCCAUCGGCAUUGCUGGGCAUGUGAACAACCCUGCUUCCAGUGGUUCCCUCCACCUUCCUCCCCCGGGCAGCCAGAUCCCGAUCCAUCAUGGUCCUCUCCUGGCCAACCCUUGCGGACCCAGCUAUGGUGCUCACCUCAACUGCAAUAACAACAAUGGCAUGGCGGUGCCCAAGGGCUACCUCAGUGGCCACUGCCUAAACAGCAUGGUCCCUCCAAUCAAAUCGGAGCCCAAGGCCUCCUACGCACCUGGUGUCGCCAGCAAGUACGGCAUGGUGCUUCCCAUGCUCACAGUCUACCAGCUUGCAGGAGGAAUAAUUGGAUCUGUAAUGUAGCUCCACUGGGAUGACUUCGGCUUGGAUGAACUGGAGAAGAUCUUCAAGAAUGUGACAACCUAAAUAAAAUCUGCCCUUAUUUUAUUCCCAGACUAGGAAGUUGCCAUGUGUCCUAGGGGAAGCCAUGCCCUAAAGCAGGGUGGGAUGCUCUUCUGUGGCAUCCCUUUCUUCUGCGUGCCUCUGGCGUUCUCCAGGAUGUGAGAAGUCAUGGGUAGGGUCAUAGCUCUCCUCCAUUCAUAAUCCAGGUCUGAUUACUUGUCUGCUGGCUUCAUCAUCUUGAAUUGCAGGAGGACAACAAAUCCAUCAAGGAGGCAUCAGGAACUGCUAUAGCUGAGGGAAGAGCUCAUGUCAUCAUUUGGGGCUGUCAUGGCGGUGAUCAAGGCAUUUGCCUGGGAAUAUGUGCUGCUUUGUCUGUGGUGGAUCCUUGGCCUGGGAUGUGGCUUCAUGGCUGGACUCCACUGGGACCUGCUGGUCACUGCAUAUAGUGGAAGCAGGGUUCAUAGCAAGUGCUUGCUGCUGGAGAUGGAGGCCUUUUUGGGUGAAAUGAACUAGGUUAGCUUUGCUCGCAGCAUUUCUUCGGCAUCCCAGAAGGACUUAUUCCAUGGCAGAAGCAAUCUCAGUGUUGAACGCCCACAAACCCUGUCCAUGGGCUGGGUGUGCCUGCAUGACCUCCCUGCAUAGCACCCAUCUUUCUGCUCCAGUUGUCCCUGAAUUGUCUCUGGUCAUUCUGUUAUAGCAGGAGCAGGCUUUGCAGAGUGCUGUGCUGCUGGAACAUGGUGGGGACUGCCAAGGCAGUGGAUACAAACAGGCAGACCUCCCUGGAUAUCCCACUGCUGGUGAUUUGCACAGGAGUGGAGCACAUUGCAAGUGCUUUCUCUAGAGCACAAUCUCCCUGCCCACCCCUGCUGCAGCUUUGGCUUGCAGUGACCCCGCCUCAGUCUAGCUGGUAGCAGAGCCUCGAUUCUUUCCAUGCAUAUAUUCUCCUGCAAAAUAUUACUAGAGAAGAACCAAAAUCUGACAUGAGCAAAUCGUUCUCUUGUGUACCAGGACAGUGGAAGAUUUACCCUGGCCUGAAGAUAUGUCUGGUGAGGAGGGGCUGGGAGAAAGAGAAGGAAAUGUUGGUUCCAAUGGAUUUCCAAGGAGGGGCUUUGGGAAUGGUGAAGAGCCCAGCUUCCAGUAAGAAAGGAAGCAAAGGUGACACUCUCUCUGUGGUUGCUAUCCCCUAGCCCUGGUUGUGCAGCUGAGUGCCCAGUUCAGUUGCAUUUUGCAGUUAGGACUGAAUCUUCCCCUGGUGCCAUUGGAGCAGAGGUAGAGUGAUACAGCUGGCAGCUGUGGUGGUGCUCAGGUUCGUACAGGUCGCAUAGCAGAGUGCAGCCCAUGGGCUUCCCUGGUAGUGCUUUCUGCUCCCCUAGAAUGCCCCAUUUCUCCAUGGUGAAGCACAAGGUCUUCGGAGAAUGAAUGUCUUUCUCUUCAACUCAAAGCUGCCGAGCUGGUGGGGAAGCCUCAUAGGCAGGUUAGCAAAAUACCUAUCCCUGCUGCCAAAGUGUGGGCUGUGGGGAAUGGUGAGAGCAAUGCAGUCUCCAUAUGGUUGCUGGAGGUACUCAGGUCGAUGGGCAUCUUGUGGGACCAUGCAUUGCUCAAACUAGACCAGUUGAUCCCAUUGCUGGAAGCUGCUU
This is a messenger RNA of Meleagris gallopavo (turkey), 2639 nucleotides long. NCBI's taxonomy places the organism in Eukaryota, Metazoa, Chordata, Aves, Galliformes, Phasianidae. The record is from RefSeq and is a predicted model, not a curated record.